Messenger RNA from Aspergillus tanneri, 1413 nucleotides. Its product is annotated as transcription factor domain-containing protein. Gene Ontology annotation, cellular component: nucleus. The transcript has 4 exons. Gene Ontology annotation, molecular function: DNA binding; zinc ion binding. The coding region runs from base 1 to 1413 and encodes 470 amino acids. The record is from RefSeq and is a predicted model, not a curated record. Gene Ontology annotation, biological process: DNA-templated transcription. NCBI's taxonomy places the organism in Eukaryota, Fungi, Ascomycota, Eurotiomycetes, Eurotiales, Aspergillaceae.
AUGUCGGGCCACAAUCUAGAACAGGAAGACGUCUACGCAGAGUAUGCGCGCGAACAGCUAGCGCGCCGGGCCUUUGAGGGUCCCUCGUUGCAUUUGGCGCAAUCUCUGGUUAUGAUAUCGUUCUACGAAUGGGGCUCGGGCCGGCCUUACAAGGCGUGGAUGUACAGCGGAAUGGCAACUUACAUGAUCCAAUCGCUGCUGAAGACCGCUGAUGACAGCAUGGAACAUAAUCUGGAUGAUUUUCAAGCGUCCCAAACCCAGUAUGAGCAGUUAGUUCGGACAUACUGGUGCUGCUUUGCGCAAGAUUGUGAGCUGAGCUCAGGCGCGCGCCAGCACUUUGCUCUGUCUUUCCGCCAGAUCUCUGUCCCUCUCCCCAUAAGUGAUCAGGACUUCAAUUUUUGUCGGCGUGCAACGUCUCGACUGAUGCCAGCGAACAUGAAUCGCCAUGCGCUGCUGUCCUCGGACUUGACGAUCGACCGGGGCCUGACAAUAGUGACCCGCGGAUUUGAUAUUUUUGUUCGCAUUUUACGAUUUGCAAACGAGAGCCGCCGGGGACAGACGGCAUCGCCCGCCGCUCCCUCGGCCGCGCAUCUUACGUGGCGUAAUCUCAAGGAGGAACUCGACGAAUGGCGGGCUCUGCAAGACAUAACGGUCCGAUAUCCCGAAACAAGCGCACAGGCCCAUGUUGCGCUAGGCAUCCUUUUUCUCCACCGUGACUGUGUUCUCUCGGGGUCCAAGCCUUAUCCGGAUCGACCAUUAAACAACGUGGAAGAAACACUUUGGUGGGACGAAGUUAUUGACCAACUUUUUGAAGCUGCACAUAAUAUCGGUGGUGUUUUGUCUGCCUUGGAGGCAUCAGAAACACCCGUUAUCACUCCAUACGCAGGAUUCAGUGUCUUUGUUGCCGCCCAUAUCAAUAUGUACGGCACUGUUUCCCCACUGCGGUAUCCUGGUGGGCGGGAACGAGCGGAGCAGGAGAAAAAAGCUAAUUUCUUAUACCUGGAACGACUUUGUGAAUACUGGCCUGUGGGCCAUAGCUGGUGGCGUGCAGUACGGGAAGCAGAUAAAUUUUACCAAACGGCCAAAUGUAGCCAGAUUUCGGACGACCGUCCUAGCCACCUCACUCUCGCAGGGACUUUGGAUGAGUACGGAGAUAUUCGGUCCUCACGCCCCCGAAAUGACCUGUCUAUCUCCAUGCGAAAACCAGAGGCGAGGAUGUCUGAGGCAGUUGAAUCCGCAAACGACGAACGACGGAGCAUCCGGCCCCCUCAGGCGAGUGCGCAGUCGAGUGAUCACUCGACGAUGGACUCUCAUGACCUGGAAGCGGAAAUGCUGCAAUGGCCCUUUAUUGACGAAACGUGGUUCCACGGGUUCGACACGAAUUUUGAUGCGGCGUGGCCGAACGUGGGAUGA